GUGAACGUUUCUCCACUUAGGAAAAUGCUGAUGAGCAGCCGUGGAUUUCCAAAACUUUUUAUCCCAAUACGAGGUGCAUUUCAAAUAAUCAAGGAGACAGACGGCAGCCGGAGCAGCACAACCCAUUUCUCUGUCUGAGAUAUUAAGAUGAGCGCAGACACAGUGGAACAGUCGGAGGCUCAAGCUGAACAGGCAGAGCAAAACGGGAUCGACUUCAAUCGACAAAUAAAGACAGAGGAUCUCCACGACUCAUCUCACUCAGGCUCCACCCUGAAGACAUGUCACCUGACACAAAGCUCUCCGAUGCCCGGAGGUCAGCUGUCUGGGGUAAGGCACUCUGACUGGGUUUCACAGAGCGGCAGUGAUGGAGGAAAUAUUCAGGAGCUCACCUCUCUCCACCCCAUGCAGCAGCUGGUUCUGAUGCCACCAUCUCACCUGUCAUCUCCCUCCUCCUUCCUGCUCUCCCAGAGCCCGACCAGCCACCAAGCUCUUCUGCAGCAGAACCUGCUGUCUCUUCCUGGCCAGAGUCAAGCUAGUCUCCUUCAGCAUCAGCCUGGACUGGCUCUGACUCCACAGGCUAUGAGUCGCUCUGGUCUGGCAGGACCGUCUAUGGAGAACCACAUGGACAUGUCCCACCUGCAGAUGCCCAAACACAUGUCAGUACCACCACAAGAAGAACCCAGUGAUCUGGAAGAACUGGAGCAGUUUGCCAAAGCGUUCAAACAAAGACGCAUCAAACUGGGCUUCACACAGGGAGAUGUGGGCCUCGCGAUGGGAAAACUGUACGGGAAUGAUUUCAGCCAGACUACAAUCUCUCGCUUCGAGGCUCUCAACCUCAGCUUCAAAAACAUGUGCAAGCUCAAACCUCUGCUGGAGAAAUGGCUGAGUGAUGCAGAGAACUCACCUUCUGACUCAAUGAGCAACCCUACCUCUCUGCCACCCCUGAUUGAGGGCUACGGACGCAAACGGAAAAAGAGGACAAGCAUUGAAACGAACAUCAAGCUGACUCUGGAGAAACGUUUCCUUGAUAACCCCAAGCCCAACUCUGAGGAGAUAACCCUGAUCUCAGAGCAGCUGUCCAUGGAGAAAGAGGUCGUUCGAGUCUGGUUCUGUAAUCGGCGUCAGAAGGAGAAGAGGAUCUACUGCCCGGUGGCUAGUUUAUCGGUCAAAUCACACAGCUACAACUCCAGAAUGGCCUCAGCAUCCAGAUCUUACAGCCCUCUGGCUUCAGGUGGAGUUUCAUCAAAUUCCUCUCCAAACAGUCUAAGCCGUGAAGCUUCUCCCAACAGUCUGUCUGCUGUCUCCGCCUCUUUAACGUCUCAGGUCAACCCAGCUUCUUAUAGCACACCGGGGUCCUGGUACCGUUGGAAUCCUGCUGCAUAUCAUCAUUGAAAAACAUGAACUGUAUCAUAUGAAGUUUUUGAAGAUUGAUUGAAGAUGUACACUGAAGAUAACGCAGUAACACAAGACCCCUGUGGUGAACAGGGUUACAGCUACAGGCUAAACCUUAGAUGGCUGUCUUGGACAAAACUGCAGCAAAAACAGAGGACUGCAACACACCACAAUACUGUCAACACUCCAGCUCACAGCCUCGAGCUGUUUGAUCUGUGUCCAUGUGACUCUUUACUCUGCAUAACCGAAAAACAAGCUCAUGAUAAAUAUCAGAAACACCGGUGGAGAUGUUCAAGCCUAAAUGCUUAUGGCUUGUCAAGAUUCAGACAACUUAUUUGAAUGUUGAAGGAUUUAAUAAGAAAAGCUGUUCAUGCUCAUAUUUUAUUUAGUGUUGUGUUUGUUAAUUCGAUGCAAUCCUACAUUGCAUACUGCUAGCCUGUCUAAAUAUGCAAUCCAAACAAAAGGAACCUUAUAUUAUUGAGCAGACAGGCAGACCUUUGAUUUGUUCAUUUUAGUUCUUUAAAUGAUAGAUCUGUUUUACAAUUUGGGUCCUAUUAUUGCGGUUUUGUCCAUCAUUCAUGACAACAUUGUACUCACCAAAGUACUAGUUCAUAUCUGGUAACACGCUCAGAUCGGACAGCUCGUUCAGAUUAUUAAAAUCACUUUUUUUGGUGGUAAAACCAAAAAAGUAGUAACCCUUCAAGGAGAAGAAGAAGAAUAUCGUGGAGACCAAGGAGUUUGUUUACAGUCUGAUCCUCUCAUGUCUGUUGACCUGUUGGACUUUAGAUCAUGGUUAUUAUCACAGAUAGAAAUGAAAGAUGAUUGAUAAAACUACAAAGACAAAACCCAAUAUGUAAUACACUGUAAUCAUAACAUUCUUUAGAGGCCCGGAACACACCAUGUUCUGACAAAGUACACCUGUUUUUGGUUAUUUCGUCCCCCCCCCCCCUCACCUGGUUUGAAGUGGGUGUAGCUUAACUGGAAAAAAGGUGACAUCACAGAUUUCAGAGCACCAAUCAGAGUUCAGCACAGCUGUGAGGUUGUUUGCUGUCAUUCAAAUUUUAUCACAACCGCAGUCCUGAUGAAGCAGAUUAGCUUUUGUUUUGUUUUUUUACUGUUAAAUUCUUACUAAAUAAGAAUAUGUCUUUCUUUUCUGAACUUAAACUUUGAUUGUUGCUGAUUUAGUCAUUCAUUUGUAGAACUACUCAAGGUUUCAAACCUUGUUUUCAGAUGCUUUCAGCAAACUUUGAGUGAACCCCGGCCUCAGUUUAUGGGCUUCCAACAAACUAGUUUGCAUGAUUUGUCGUGAGUCCAAACUGUUUAUAGAUGUUCUCAAUGGUCACACACAAAGGCUGCACGCCACUGCUUUUCAACUCUGUAUCGUCUGACUCUGUAGUUUUGCUGUAUUGAACAGUAGGUGCACACUUUGGGACAGUAUCUCCUAGAAGGUCAAGGUACUGCACUCAUUUGUAUGCACAAAAAAACGGUGAUGGAAAACCUGAGAGAGGUUUAUGCCCCAUUCACACAUACAAACACCACAGGAGCUUGAACCUCAAACCUUCUCCAGCCUUGAGUUUGAAGUCCUCCUGCUGACACAACGAAUCAAACUUGUAUUGACAACCUCGAGAAAUGUAAGCUGUUUUUUAUUUUUAUUACAACUAUGUAAAAGCACUUAAAACAAAUGGGAGGAAAGGCCAGUCAACAGCUUCCCAAGUCAGUCAUGAUAUAACUUUGACAAGCUACCAUGACUUGAAAAAGAAAAAUGAAAUGCAAUAAAAUAAAAUGCUUCACCAUGUGCCAGUAUAGUGGCGCUUUAACGGGGAAGACACACACACAAGCUUCAUUCUCAAGAGAGGAAAGCCUGCUGCUUUGUGUCUGUAUGUGUGAACAGUGCUAAGUUUAAACCUGGUCUGCUUUUACACCUUUCACACACCUGGCCAAUCACUGCAGUAAGCGUCCAUAACAGUUACAAAAACUGUCAAAUGUAGCUCUGCUGUUCAGUGGUUUCAGACUCAUAUGAAACAUACUGAGGCCUUUAGUCAAAGAAUGCUGUAAAAUAUCUCCUGGCUUGGUUAGAUUCUGGUUCAACUUUGUUAUAAACUGUAUCAUAAAUGUUAUUUGGCAGUUGUAGUUCAUUUAUGUUGGGUGACCUGCUGGGAUGUGUUUUCAUUGACUCUGCAUCUCAGUUUAGAGAGUCAUUCCCGUCAGCUUUACUAUUACCUGCAGCGACCAUCUGGCAAUAUUGUCCUAAACCAGCCACGUGCUGUACUUUUCAGCAAACUUAGAGAGUUUGGCGAAUUUGUUGUUGAUAUAUUUCCAGCUGCGUAUUAAUACACACACUGUGCUCUAGUGAGUAUUAAAAGCAGCAGAACGAUGUGACUGUGGGAUCAGAAUAUGUCAGCUUUAUGGCACAGGAGUAUGAGAUAAAUAAUGCAGAUGUGAGAAGAUGUUGACCUCUGUUCACUUUGGUUUCCUGCUGUAGGUUUUUGUUCUGUAAAAAUACCUUUUAGACUUCAAGUCGAGGUCUGACUACUCGUUUGUUUGGUUGUUGUUUUUAAAUUAAUUUCUGUUUUUGAGUGUCUAAUGUAUAUUUUAUUAUAUUUUGUUUUAUUUUAUUUUAGAGAAAUGUUUUGCAGUGGUACAAAACUCUGAGCUACGUAACUCAUCCAUGAAACAAUUAUGUUAUAUAAUAUUAGAGUAGGUACUUUUUAAAAUAAGUAGGAAGUGAAAACCGUGCCAUGCGAAUUUCUGAGUCUCAGAGAAUCUUUUAUCUUAAUCACUUUACCACUAACUCCAGGGACUCUUAUCAACUUUUAUUUACAGUCAUUAAAAAAAACACUGUUAUUGUACGUUGUAUGUCAUUGAUUUGGCCUUCUUUCUUUUUAAUGAUGCAAAGAGUAAAUUCCAGUGCUGAUGGCUCCAUAUUGGCAAGUUUCCUCCAGCAUGAAUGUCUCACAUAAGACAAUAGGAAAAGAAAAAGGAUGCUCCUUGCUUUAAAAUGUAUACAUAAUUCAACUGGUUCACUCUAUUAAUGUUCCUUUUGCACCUACAGAGCCUCCACCAACCUCCUAAAGAUCUGUGCAUUCAGAGGUCAAAGUUCAGUGAACUUUGAAUGUAAAACCUGGCAGACAAUCUAAAGUUAUUUUCAGACAGUGAAUACUUUACAUUGCUGACUCUAUCUGUUGAGUUGAUGGGGUGUUUUGUAACUCAGUCACGUAAAUGUUCCUUCAGACUUUAUUCAGACAUGAUGGGACUGAACUAAAGAGGCACAAUGCCUACUUGAAAGGGAGCAGUGUAUUAAGAUUUAAUAGAUUGUUUAAUAAGAAUAAAUAUAAUGUGGUUGUAAAUACAGAAUUUUGUUUAAUAUUACUUUUUCCUAUUAAGAUGUUAUAUUAUUGCCACCAUGUUUUACUAUAUACAUUACCUGUUCAUACACCAGCCUUUACAUAAUGACACAUUUUAGUGUGAUAAAACCCAAAGUUUAUAAACUUCAUAUCAAUACUAAAUAUGGGCAAGAGUUUAAGUGCUUUACAUCAGAGAUUUUUGCUGCCUAUUUUAUGCCUCUCAUUCACAGACCAAUGGUAACGAGCCAGCAAGCGAGGCGCCAUGCAAGGUGAAAUUUGGGGUUCAGUGUCUUACCCGAGGGCACUUCAACAUGUGGAGCUGGGAAUCAAACUGCCAACCAUGAGAUUAGUAAACAACCUGCUAUACCUCACAAGCCACAACUGCCACAGUUUCUGUACAGCGUUUUGCUGGAUAUUUAUCCGUCCAUCCAUUCAAUCCAUGAAAGGAGCUCAGAUAUUUUAAUGUCUUUUAAACCAGCAUGAGAAUAGUCUCCUCAACAGUUUAAAAUGGGAUCAAAAAUGUUGCAC
Molecule: messenger RNA, 5264 nt
Organism: Larimichthys crocea (large yellow croaker)
Lineage: Eukaryota; Metazoa; Chordata; Actinopteri; Sciaenidae
Gene: pou2f3
Product: POU class 2 homeobox 3
Exons: 13
Coding region: 148-1392 (414 amino acids)
Biological process (GO): regulation of transcription by RNA polymerase II
Cellular component (GO): nucleus
Molecular function (GO): RNA polymerase II cis-regulatory region sequence-specific DNA binding; DNA-binding transcription factor activity, RNA polymerase II-specific
Source: RefSeq, a predicted model, not a curated record